This is a messenger RNA of Mizuhopecten yessoensis (Yesso scallop), 1539 nucleotides long. Its product is annotated as 14 kDa phosphohistidine phosphatase-like. The coding region runs from base 16 to 261 and encodes 81 amino acids. Gene Ontology annotation, cellular component: cytosol. Gene Ontology annotation, biological process: peptidyl-histidine dephosphorylation. Lineage: Eukaryota; Metazoa; Mollusca; Bivalvia; Pectinida; Pectinidae. The transcript is spliced from 3 exons. Gene Ontology annotation, molecular function: protein histidine phosphatase activity. The record is from RefSeq and is a predicted model, not a curated record.
UAAUUGUGUUCCGUCAUGCAGACAAGAACGGAAACAGCAGCUGACAUAUAUGACAUUGUUGAGACCGCGAUUGAAGAAAAAGGACUUGAUUGUGAGUGUGUGGGUGGUGGAAGGAUAGAUCAUGAUCCUGGCAACAAAAGAAUCAAGAUUUACGGAUACUCAAAGGGUUACGGAAGAGCUGACCACUCUGUCACCUUCUUAGUACUUCAGAAGAAGUUUGGGAGUAACUACAACAUCACAUUCAGCAAUGAGGGCUACUAGACGCUACACUUAUUCCUCAUAUAUUUACUGACACAUAGAAGGAGUAAAAGGAGUAUGUUCAGUAUAACACUGAUACUAGAGGCGACGAACUUUAAAAACCACACAGCAUUUUGACUCAGCAUCAUCGUACCUAGAGGAGAAGAGGUUGGAAUAUCAGUCAGCACCUUGACAGACUUUGAAGGAGGUUGACUACAGGAACGUUACUUUUAUUUUACUAGAACUAGUGUCUAUAAAACAUUAAGUUUACAUUUAAGUUGUUGCCCAAGUCAAAAAGAAGAGAAUGAAUCAACUGGAUACCAUAUGUAACCACGGUUACAUGUAUGUACUUAAACUGGAGUCAACAUGGUUACCUCAUAUGACCAUGGAUUCCUGCACCCGAGUCAACAUGGUUACCUCAUGUGACCAUGGUUUCCUACACUUUAGUCAACAUGGUUACCUCAUGUGACCAUGGUUUCCUACACUUUAGUCAAAAAGGUUACCUCAUGUGACCAUGACUUCCUGCACCCGAGUCAACGUAGUUACAUCAUGUGACCAUGGUUUCCUACACUUUAGUCAAAUGGUUACCUCAUGUGACCACAGUUUCCUAAACUUAAGUCAACAUGGUUACCUCAUGUGAUGGUGGUUUCCUUCACUUUAGUCAACAUGGUUGCCUCAUGUGACCAUAACUCCCUACACUUGAGUCACCAUGGUUACAUCAUGUGACUGUAACAACCUACACAGGUUUGAGAAGGAUGGGGAUGGUUCUAAUAUUUGAUGUCAUAAAGGAUUUUUGGAAAAAUGAAUCUGUUGGAACUCUGAUGACAAUCAUUUAAUGUAACUUUAUUUUGUUGAUGUAAUGAUAUAAGUAAGUUACUUUCAGUAUUUUAAAGAUUUUCUGUCCUCUUCACUUGCCAAAAUAGUGAUAUUUAGCAUUAACAUUAACACCAAGCAAAAGACCUCUACAUGACAUUUCAAAUUUGUUUAUGCAUGUUCUUAAAAAAAAUGGGGAACAUGUACAUGUGUUAUGGUAUAUUGUAUAGAUCUAGCUAUUUAAUGUGUGUUUAAUGAAAUCAUUUAAAAUUAAAAUUUAUUUUCAUUCAAAUCUACCUUCUGUACUAGGUUAGUUCUAUUUACCAAAAAUAAAUGAUUUUUGCCUAUGAGUAAAGUUUGUCUCUAUUUAUUGUUGUGAAUUAAGAUUGGUUGUUUAUGAUACACAAAUGUUGUCAUUCAUAUAGGAUCUUACAUGAGUUUCCAUUUCAUAUGAUAUUUAUGAAACGAGUAAGAAUUUUUCAAUUUAGC